Molecule: messenger RNA, 1830 nt
Organism: Scleropages formosus (Asian bonytongue)
Lineage: Eukaryota; Metazoa; Chordata; Actinopteri; Osteoglossiformes; Osteoglossidae
Product: ammonium transporter Rh type C 1-like
Exons: 11
Coding region: 28-1467 (479 amino acids)
Biological process (GO): ammonium transmembrane transport; ammonium homeostasis
Cellular component (GO): plasma membrane
Molecular function (GO): ammonium channel activity
Source: RefSeq, a predicted model, not a curated record
CAUGAGCUCGGCUGGCAACAGUACAACAUGGGAAACUGCAUGUAUGGAUUGUGUGACUCUUUUGGUUGUUCGAAAAACACUAAUAUUCGAUUAAAGCUGCCUGCUGUCUGUUUUAUUUGGCAGAUAGCAAUGAUCAUCCUUUUUGGUAUUUUUGUCCGAUACAACGAAGAGUCGGAUACCCAUUGGAUAGAGCACAAAAAGACCAAGCGCAAUUUAUCUGAUAUCGAAAAUGACUUCUACUACAGGUACCCAAGUUUCCAGGAUGUCCAUGUGAUGAUUUUUGUGGGCUUUGGGUUCCUCAUGACCUUUUUAAAGCGUUACAGCUUUGGUGCAGUGGGCUUCAACUUCCUCAUUGCUGCCUUCGGAAUCCAGUGGGCUUUACUGAUGCAGGGCUGGUUUCACUCCUUUGGCACUGGGAAGAUCUUAAUUGCGGUAGAAAACCUCAUCAAUGCUGACUUCUGUGUGGGAAGCUGCCUGAUCGCCUAUGGUGCUGUGCUGGGCAAAGUCAGUCCAGUCCAGCUGCUAGUGAUGACGCUAUGUGGGGUUACACUGUUUGCAAUUGAUGAAUUUAUUAUCCUCAAUGUUAUCCACGCCAAGGAUGCUGGGGGCUCCAUGUCAAUCCAUACUUUUGGUGCUUGUUAUGGUCUGGCCAUCUCUUGGGUUCUCUAUCGGCCAGACCUCAAUCAAAGUAAACGACUGCUGGGCUCUGUCUACCACUCGGAUGUCUUUGCCAUGAUUGGCACCCUUUUCCUAUGGCUGUUUUGGCCCAGUUUCAACUCCGCAAUUUGCAGUCACGGGGAUGGUCAGCACCGCGCUGCCAUCAAUACCUACCUUGCCCUUGCUUCCACUGUUCUCACCAGUGUGGCCAUAUCCAGUUUAAGCAAGGACAAGGGCAAGCUGGACAUGGUGCAUAUCCAGAACUCCACCUUGGCUGGGGGUGUGGCAGUGGGGACUGCUGCUGAGUUUAUGCUCAUGCCUUACGGGGCUCUGAUUGUGGGCUUUUGCUGUGGCAUCAUCUCCACUUUAGGCUAUGUUUACGUCACGCCAUUCCUGGAGAAGAAUCUAAAAAUUCAGGAUACGUGUGGAAUCAACAACCUGCAUUGCAUGCCAGGGAUCAUUGGGGGUAUUGUGGGGGCCAUAUCCGCUGCUGGUGCCACUGAAUAUGUCUAUGGAUCAGAGGGGCUUGCAGCAAUGUUUCCGAUGGUCCCCCGUUUGCAAGGGGGACACCAAGCAGCUGGACUCUGUGUCGCUAUUGUUUUUGGAAUUGGUGGAGGAAUAGCUGUGGGCACUGUUCUAAAAUUGCCCAUCUGGGGAGACCCAGCAGAUGACAACUGCUUCGAUGACGAGGUGUAUUGGGAGCUACCUGAAGAUGAAGAGAGUCAUUCAGUCAUCCUCGAAUACAACAACCACAUGAGAAAUAAACAUCAAGACGUGUGUGAAACAAACUUCUCUGUGGAGCACCGCUAACAAAACAGAAGAUGGUCCUGAACUAAGAGCUUGGACUGCUUCUAACCAGCAUCCCUCAGCAGAACACAGCUCUGUAAUGGAGCACUAUUUAGUGGGGUUCUUUUUCUACUCUUUUUUUAAAUUAUUUUUAUUAAAGAGUUCUAGUCAUUGUGUCCUUGUCCUAAAACGUACUCUUUAAUCAAAUCAAAACUGCCCUUCACAUACAAACACUUGCUUUUUUGGGGAAUGUUAAUUCAUAUGGGUUUCUACACUCUUCUGCUACCUUGUACACUAUUAACAUAUCGAAAAUGUCCACGUUACACUAUCAUAUACUUUCCGAAACUUCAAAAGUUGAUUACUUUUGUUUAUAAGCACUGAAAAAUG